AUGUUCUCUUGGCGAAAGAACGAGUGUCCAUAUGAGUUCCUGAACGAGUUUAGCAAGCUGUGCAGUAUUCAGAAAAGGCCCAACUAUGCAACGGAGGAGGACUAUCGCCUACGCGCAAUUCCAUUCGCUUUGAAGGGAGAAGCCAACACAUGGCUGUUAAGGUUGCCACAGGAUUCUAUCUGUACCUGGGGAGUUUUCACAUUGGUCUUCUUAGACUACUUUUUCCCUUCGAACAAAAUCAAUGCCCUCAAGAAUGAUAUUCUGGAGUGUAAGCAGGAUUAUGAUGAGUCCUUGAGUCACUAUUGGUCACGUUUUAAAGGGUUGCUCGAUGCUUGUCCAAAUCACAGGAUGAUAGAGGCUGAAACCUUUUAUCUGUUCUACGAGGGAGCAAACCCUGAGUUGAUUGAUGCAAAGAAGGCAUAUGAUAACCCACGCAACAUUAUGAGGAGAGGCUCAGCCAAUGCGGUGAUGGAACAGGGUGAUGAGAGAGUGGAGGUCAGGAUUGACAGGUUGGAAAAAGCACUUCUGAAUGCGAUCGAGAAAAGCCCUGCCUCACAAGAAAUAGAGAAAACUCCAGGCCCAGAAGAAACUCCACCCCAGCAAUGGUCCGACAACGAUCCAACCCAGCCACCUCCACAGCAGAAUACCAAUUAUGCACACCCACCAGAGAGGCAGUCUAACUGGUCAGGGAGAAACCAGGAGGGGCAGAACAACUGGGGCAAUCGGAAUCAAGGAGACCACUCUAAUUGUGGCAACAGGAACCAGAAUAACCAAGGGAAGUCCUAUGUGCCACCGCACCAGAGGAACAACCCAGGAAAUUAUCAGAACUCCCAACCCAAUUACCAGGGGAACCAGGGGCCAGGAAAUCAGUACAACAACAAUUCAAGAGGUCAACGAAAUUUUCGCUCGAAUCAGGGAAAUGGACCUAAUCACAGUCAAGGAUCAGGUACCAGUCAACCGAAUUCCAGAUCACAGAGAAGCAUGUAUGACAUGGUACACGACCUAGUCAGUACGCAGCAGCGCAUGCAGAGCAAUUUGCAGUCCAACAAUGACGUGGUGCAUAAACUUCAGGAUGCUCAGAUGGAACACAAGGCUGCGAUGGACGUGAUGGCAAAACAGUUAUCUCAGAUCACAACCUCCCUAAGUGUGCUGCGAGGGAACGAAGGGAAAAUCCCUGCCACAGUCAAGCCACCGGACAGGGAAAACAUCAGUCAAAUCACUCUGAGGUCCGGACAUGGUUAUGAAGGUCCUACGAUGAAAGUGGAUGGAAACAUACCUCUCGCGAUGAGCAAGGAGAAGGAGAACCCAAGUUCCUAUAAAGGCUAUACUGAAACAGGGGAGACCAGAACAGAGGAUGACGUUCAGACUGGUGAUUUGGGAAGACCACUACCCCGGAUGGCUGACCCAUUCUUCCUAGACCCGGAGCCCAAGGUAGAGGUUGAAAAGGUGAUGAAGGAAACUGGAGAAUACUCUAAGGGAGAUUCCCCUAGCAUGGUGAAGCAAGUAAAGCCAUUUCCCUACGGAGGAGAGGCCAAGAAGAAAAAGGAUGAACCGGUAGACUUCAUGGACAUCUUUGGGAAGCUGGAGAUCAACUUGUCGUUCCUGCAGGCCUUGAAGCUGCCUAUCUUCAGCAAGUUCUUCAAAGAGUUCAUCGUUGGGAAGACUAAACCCAGUGACAAGAUAUUGAUCGGGGAAAACGUGUCGGUAGUGAUACAGAAGCCAAGGAUGCCCUCAAAACACACGGACCCGGGUAUGUUCACUCUACCCAUUUCUAAUGGUGAUAUCAGAAUUGAGCAUGCUAUGUGUGACCAAGGAGCGUCAAUAAAUGUUUUACCGCUUUUCAUCUAUAAGAGGUUGGUAGGAGUAGGAAUCGUGGAUACGAAAGUGGUAAUCCAGUUAGCGGAUAGGUCGUGCAUUUGUCCAGAGGAGGUUUUAGAAAAUGUGAUAGUCAAGGUGCAUGAUUUCCUGUACCGUGCCGAUUUCCAUGUGAUAAAGAUGAGUGAAAAUGAAUCUGCCGAGUCUAGCGGGGUACUUCUAGGGAGACCUUUCUUACGCACGGCUAACACAAUCAUUGAUGUUUUUGAUGGUACCAUAUGCUUGGAUUAUCAUGGGGAAAAAUACACGUUCAGCAUAGAUGAAGCCAUGAAGAAACCUUUAGAUAUCGACAAUUCAGAGUUGAGUCACAGCAUCGACAGAGAAGUUGCAGGAUUGUGUGAAGCCAUGAACACUUUCGAGUUGACCGAUGAGGAACUUGUGCAAGCGAUCGUGGAGUUUUGCAGAAAUCCUGAACUUGUCAGGUCAAGGAGAUCAGCCCAUGUUGCGAGUAUGGAAAAUUUACCAGGGCCAGAGAUGGAGAAGAAUCCCUUGCCCCAGGCAAUGAGUGUGCCCAAGAAAGAACUGAAAACACUUCCACCUGGUCUGAAGUAUGCAUAUUUGGAGGAGAACGAGAUGUUCCCUGUGAUAGUAAACAGCAACUUGACCUAG
Messenger RNA from Salvia splendens (bonfire salvia), 2484 nucleotides. RefSeq lists its product as uncharacterized. The transcript has 4 exons. The record is from RefSeq and is a predicted model, not a curated record. Bases 1 to 2484 code for a protein of 827 amino acids. Lineage: Eukaryota; Viridiplantae; Streptophyta; Magnoliopsida; Lamiales; Lamiaceae.